GUCGAGUGUGGUCGUUCACAGCCCUGGCUGCGCUGUUUUCAUUCAGUUUACUAUCUAAUGUUACUAUUACUGUCACUACCACAGCAAACGAUUCAUUCGACAUUAGAAAUAAAGUGGCAUAUAGAAAAUUAACCUUAGCUUUGUUGGAAUUACUGGUAUGCAAUUCGUUUUAAAAACGUACUUAGUUGUCCGACGGGACCUUAUUUUGAGAUCCGCGAUUUCUGCCCGACCAAUGAUCACCAUAUGUUGGUUAAGUGAUUAGGGGUUAGUUUAGUUUGUUCUUCACUAUGAUCAAGCCGUGUUGGUUAAGUGAUUAAAGGGAGGGGACAUAUUAAGAAAAAAACACAUGUUCUGUGAUUUGGGUUAGGUGUUGUUUUGGGUCUCUUGUGCUGCCACACGCAUACAAACUAUGAAAUAAGGCCCUACUUGUUUUUCUUGACUGAGAAAUGCAUUUCUGAAAGUACCCCACUUGCAGUUUUCAGAUGAGCGAGUCAAUUUAGUCGACUCUCCUGACGUAGGAAUAAGGCACAUUUGAAUAUUACCACCCACCGCCCCAUCCGCGCUUAAAUAAUAUACGUCCUUUCGUGAUUGGAAGUUUGGAAUUCAUCAUGUCGAGGCGCCACGCGAGGUGUUCUGUUGUUGGCUGUAAAGAUGACCACAAAUCACUCCAUCGCGUCCCAGCCGCAGAGGACAGAAGAGCGGCGUGGAUUGAUUUCAUUUUUGAGGGCCAAGUCCCAGCCACAGUUGGCAAAAAUCUGUUGGUCUGUGCUCGCCACUUCAAGACUGACUGUUUCUCCAACCUCGGUCAAUACACGGCAGAAUUAGCUGGGAAACUUUUUCUUAACGAGGGGGCACUUCCAACUUUGCGUGGAGUACCUGCAGACGAGAGAAAUGCCAUUGCAUCAGUACAGUUACCUGCUACAAGGGAUAUAGGCUGCCAGACUGAGCCACCACAGCGACGCAGUGUUGGUACACAACUCUCUUUGAAGACUCUUCAUUCACAUUACAGAAGCGCAGCUGUCCAGGCUACUGUGUCCUGCAAGAACUUUGGCACAUCAACUGGUCCCUUCACACACUCACUGCCUUUACAAAGCUCGAGAUCUAUAAAGCCGCCAUUUAAGAGACCUCGUCUGGAGCAGGAGGAGUUUGAGGAGGAGGUGGAUUCUCUCGAGGGCUGCUCAAUACUGGCUUCUCAAGGGCUGGAAGCAACCUAUGACUCUGAAGACUCGGUUACCGCUUUGACAGAGUCAACAGUCAUGUUAGAUGCUGAAUCCACUUCCAAACAUGAGAUAAGGAAGUACAUAGUGUACGAGACCUGUCUCAUGGAGCUGUUCGAUGUGUGUGCUGUGUGCAAGUGUGUAUGUGCUGUUAAAACCAAAAGGCUUGGGACAUUCAUAUCAGUGGAACAGCUGUGUGAGUAUUGCGAGUAUUCCCGAAUUUGGAAAAGCCAGCCUCUUCUGGAUAACACACCAGCUGGGAAUUUACAGCUUUCUGCCGCAGUGUACAUCAGUGGAGCCUCAUUCUUCAAACUUCAAAGGGUGUUUAAGGCAAUGCAUCUGCAGAUUUUUCUCUCCGACACCUUUCGUCGGCAUGCUAGAAUGUUUAUAGAGCCAGCUAUUGUCCACAAAUGGAAAAAUUCCCAGGAAUUGAUGCUGCAGCAGCUCGGCGAAGAAAGUAAAGUAAUACUUGGUGGUGACAUGAGGGCUGAUUCUCCAGGGCACAGUGCAAAAUUUGGGAUCUACACCAUGAUGGCCCUCAACACCAAUACUGUUGUCGAUCUCCAGUUGGUUCAGAGCAAUGAGGUUGGAGGUAGCUCCCAUAUGGAGCUGGGAGGCCUGAAGAGGAGCCUGGAAUUGUUCAGUGCACGUGGGGUAACCCUUGAUUGCAUCGUCACCGACAGUCAUCCACAAAUUCAAAGAUUUCUGAGGGAGAACAACAUCACUCAAUUCUAUGACGUCUGGCACAUGGAGAAAGGAAUUUCAAAGCAACUACAUAAAAUUAGCAAAACAAAGGACUGCCAAAAAGUAAAGAAGUGGAUGCGAGCCAUUAGAAACCACGUCCAUUGGACUGCAGAAUCGUCAAAAAACGGGCCGGAAAGGUUGGCAAAAUGGACCUCCCUCCUAAACCAUGUUCAGGAUAUUCAUACUCAUGAUGACCCCCUCUUCCCAAAAUGUCUACAUGCAAUUCGCAGCACAAGGGACAAGAGUAAAUGGCUCUCAGCAGCCACUCCUGCAUUCUACAAGCUGGAGAAGGCGCUGACCAAAAAGACAGUCCUAAGGGACAUUGCGAAGCUCAGUCCCCACCACCAGACCUCCUCUUUGGAUGCAUUCCACGCUUUGAUCCUGCAGUUCGCUCCUAAAAACGUGAUCUAUCCAUAUCUAGGAAUACUUUGCAGACACUACCUGGCUGCACUGCAUUACAACGAGAAUGCUGAUAGAGGACAAGCCACCACGUCGUCAUGGGAUCCUAUUUACAGACUGAGCUUUCCAAAGACCAGGAAGGGAGAGUGCAGAGCCAAACCAGUGAAGACUGAGGCGACAUUCCGGUAUGUUGAUGAUUUGAUGGACAUGAUCAUGGAGAACGUCUUUGUUGACCCAUCAUCGUACAGAGCUGAGAUUCUGAAGAUGAACAUCCCGCCGGACCUGUCUUCAGAAUAUGAGCAUCGAGACGAGGAGGAGGCUAAAUUCCUGUAGCGACUGAGAAAAUUGUUCUUGAAACAGGUUCUACACUGUGUCCACAUUUUUCUAAUUGGAUUAAGUGAAUCCUUCGCUAUACUGUAUUUACAAAUGUUAUGUAUGAAUAUUCGUGUUUACAAAUAUUCAUGACUGCGAUCAAUAAAUGUUUAUUGUAUCUGUAAAAUGUUUCAUGUGAAUUGAUGCGUAAUAUGCAGUAUUUGCUUAGCAAAAACUUGGCUAUGCGUUAAAAUAUCAUCUGAAUUUGUGGCAUUGACCGACUAUAUUUAGUUUAUUAUGGUGUAUGAACAGUGAAGUAGGUUAUUACAGAUAAAACUCACUGCUCUAUCCCCCGUAGCUGUAAAGGACCGUAGUCAGUUGUUGCAUGCAUUUUGCAGCGACAACACAUUUAGGCAAACCGGUUCUAAACAUGGAUGGUCUAUCAUACAGGGAGGCCUUUCAUCCAGCUGCUGCAGCCGUCUUGUAACCUAUUAUGCAUAACAAAAGGUGAGUGUCUGCAGUGGCAUGUCAUCAGAAAUGCACUGCAAACUUAAGUGUAGGAUAAGAUAGCUGCUAAUGUUACCUGUGGCACCUCCUGACAGCAUAAGUUCUAAGGCUCUGACCGCAUUGCACAAUUUCCACAUGUGCACCUAUGCAAACAAAUAAAAAUGUAUUCAUGAAUGUAUAAUGCCAAAAGAAUAAGAAACCUGGCAUACCAGUACUUGAAACCAAUAAUGGCUCCCACGUCGAAGAUUUGUAUGUGUGCUCUAGCUAGCCACAUUUUCCCAGCCUGAGGUGAAUGGCCAGUAGCGCUUGGCCUUCUCAAGUUAACAUGAACACAUCUGGUUGAUAUGGUACCUGCAAACUUGCAAGACGUAACUUCACCUUUUGUGAACAAGAAGCAAAAUAUAGGCUAAAAUUAAAUAGGGUUACUAUGUAUAAAGUUGCCUUAGCUUCUAGAAAUAGCUAGUAGCUACUUAUUUAUUUUUUAUUUGCACUACCACCUUGACAAACCUUUUCCCAGAGCACCUUAGCGUACUAUCCAUCUUAUGCUGCUCAUACCUCGUCACUUUACUUUUUUGCUGCUGUAUUCUCUACUUGACUGUAUUCACUACUCCUGCACUAUCCCGCACUAUCAUUUACUUGUAUUGAAGUCUGGUAUCGUGUUCCAAAUUAUUAUGCAAAUGAUAUUUUUCUCUGAUUUUCCUUAAUAGUCAAUGAGAUGACCGUCAGUAUCAUUUUCAAGUCAUCAACCGUUAGAGUAUAUUUCGAAUUUUAUUGAACAAACCUCCCAAUGUUAACAGUAUUUUUUUCAAAAAUAAAAAAACUCAAAAUGCA
Messenger RNA from Gadus morhua (Atlantic cod), 4010 nucleotides. RefSeq lists its product as uncharacterized. The coding region runs from base 609 to 2693 and encodes 694 amino acids. NCBI's taxonomy places the organism in Eukaryota, Metazoa, Chordata, Actinopteri, Gadiformes, Gadidae. The record is from RefSeq and is a predicted model, not a curated record. The transcript has 11 exons.